Macaca mulatta (Rhesus monkey) is the source of this 4669-nucleotide messenger RNA. NCBI's taxonomy places the organism in Eukaryota, Metazoa, Chordata, Mammalia, Primates, Cercopithecidae. The record is from RefSeq and is a predicted model, not a curated record.
ACCACUCCUGUGGCUCAGUCACACAGCUGCCUGGUAGGUGACUGGAGGUCUUGAUCAGUGCUCGCUGGGAAUUUGCUGUUGUGGCCCCAACCCCACCUCCCUUUCCCACCCCGCAAUGGCAGAAGAAACUCCACAGAACAGAUUAGCCGCAGCCAAGAAAAAGUUAAAAGAAUAUUGGCAGAGAAACAGCCCUGCUGUUCCAGGAGAAGCAAAGAGUAACAGGAAAACGAAUGGCAGUAACCCAGAGACAUCCACUUCUGAUGGUUGCCACUCACCUGGGGAUAGCCUGUGCCAAGAACAAGCAGUAGUCCUUGACUCAAGGUCCGUCAAUAUCAAUCGACUGAAUAACACCAUCAAAUCUUUGAAACAACAGAAGAAACAAGUGGAACAUCAGCUGGAAGAAGAAAAGAAGGCAAACAAUGAGAAACAGAAAGCCGAAAGGGAGCUAGAGGCUCAAAUCCAGAGAUUGAACAUACAGAAAAGGAAACUAACUAUAGACCUGUAUCAUACGAAACGCUCUCUCAUGUACUUUGAAGAAGAGUCAAAGGAUCUGGCUGCCCGCCUGCAACGUUCAUUGCAGCGUACGGGAGAGUUAGAGCGGGCUCUGUCUGCUGUUGCCGCCACACAGAAGAAGAAGAAGGUGGACAGGUCCUUGAACCGCAGUAAAACACUUCUCAACACACAGUUAGAGCAGUCCUUACAGGAGCGGGCACUGCUGAAAGCACACGUGACACAGAUGAAGGAGUCACUUAAACAAGUCCAGCUAGAGAGAGAUGAAUAUGCUGAACAUAUAAAAGGAGGGAGGGCCCAGUGGCAGGAGAAGAUGAGGAAAAUGUCACAGGAGGUUUGCACCUUGAAGGAGGAGAAGCAGCAUGAUAUGCAUCGGGUGGAGGAGCUGGAGAGGAGCUUGUCCCAACUCAAAAACCAGAGGUCUGAACCUCUGCACCUGGAGCCCCCAGCAGUGCCCUCUGAGGUGGAGCUGCAGCACCUGAGGAAGGAACUAGAGAGAGUGUCAGCAGAGCUCCAGGCCCAGGUGGAAAACCAUCAGCACUUAAGUCUCCUGAACCAGGCACAAAAGGAGAGGCUUCAGAGGCAGGAGGAGAGGCUUCAGGAGCAGCAAGAGAGGCUUCGAAAGCAGGAGGAGAGAAUUCAGCAGCUGGCCGAGCCACAGAGCGGCGUUGAGGAGCUGAACAACGAGAACAAGAGCGCACUGCACUUGGAGCAGCAAGUCGAAGAGCUGCAGGAGAAGCUGGUUGAGGUGGAGACAGUAACCUCAACCCAGAAGGAGCCAGAGGCAGCGGUCCCAGCCCCAGGGACUGGGGGCGAGUCUGUGAGUGAGGAGACCCCCUGGGCCCUGCAGGAAGUCAUGGAGAAGCUGGAGAGCGGCCUUAUGGAUCUCCUGGAGGAGAAGGCGGACCUGAGGGAGCGUGUGGAGAAACUAGAACUGCGAUUCGUCCAGUACUGGAGGGAGAGAGGCCCAUCAGUGACCCUGUCCUCGCGCAGGAAAAUUAAUCACCUUAUAACGGAGCCAGAGGGCAGUGCCAAAGAGGCGGCACUGGGAGGAGGACAUCAUCAGGCUGGCCCAAGACGACGAGAUAAAGCUGCAGGAGCUGCAGGAGCUGCAGGGGAUGCUGCUGCAUCUUGUGCUCACCGCAACAAAGGGCACAGCAAAUUCCUGGCCGCUGCCCAGAACCCUGCUAAUGAGCCCGGUCCAGAAGCCCCACCCCCCCAGGAGCUUGGGGCUGCUGACCAGCAUGGUGAUCUUUAUGAGGUGAGCCUCACCGACAGCGCCCAGCCUGCGCAAGGAGAGGCCAGGAAGGGGUCUCCCCAGGACAACCGUACUGCACAGCCCAUCAUGCAGGACCACCAGGAGCACCCAGGCUUGGGCAGCAACUGCUCUGUGCCAUUCUUUUGCUGGGCUUGGCUGCGGAGAAGAAGGAGAUAAAUAUCACCAUCAUCAAAGAGCUGGUCAAGGAAUUUUUUAAAAAGAAACAAAGUUAUAGGGUUAAUCUCCUACACAAUUCAUUUACUUCAUUCGAAUAUUAGAGCUAUUCAUGUUUAUUUGUGUUUCUAAUUUAUACUUUAAGUUUAUUUGUAAAAAGUUAAAAGAGAGUGGGUCUCUGUGGCCUUCACUGAGGUUCACUCUGGCAUCCUUUAGCAUUUUUCAUUUUUAAUUUCAUAACUGUAGGUCAUUAGCAUGCAUAUCGAGUUUGCCCUUACAUGGUGGGAGUUCAAACACCCAAAGACCCACUGUUUGCACAAAACUGCUCUCGCUGGUUUGGAAUAGGCUGCCAUGCUUUUUCAAUGUUAUUGCAGCAUGUAUGUUUAUUACAGAAUUCCGAUAAAAUUUGCUUAUAUUCUGCUAUUGUGUUUGAUCUAAUCUUAAUCACAGUGAGCUCUUCAUUAGCUCAAUAUGCGGUUUGCCCUCAAGUGUGCACUAUUUAUUACUUUGUAAUAUGCCACUGUGAGUACUGACAUUUAGAGUUGUUUAAAGUCCGAGAACUGGAAAUAGCCUUUCCCCCAUUUUCUGUGUAUUGGUGAUGGGAGUAACAACAUUUUGGGGGAUUUUAAAAUCUCACAGAAGAGGAAAGUGGCCUGCUCUGGCAGGUGUGUGCGGGAUAGAGUGUGUUUCAUUUGUUCCGGUGCCAAGAAUGAGCGCUGUACUAUGGUAGUUCCCUCAGGAUUUGUGUGUGCUCUGGGCUCAUGAAGAUAUUGCAUCACGAGCUGCAGCAGUUAUGCUCUUUCUCGAUGACCUAAAAAGGGAUUAUUUCUGAGGAAUGAAAGGCUCCCAUCAUUGACUGUGGAUGUGGAAAACCUUUCUUGCUUAGAACAUUUGUAUCUGUAAUACAUUUGAAAAUCAGAGUUCGUGUUACCUGUUUUAAUCACAUGACUACAUGUCCCAAUACACAAAAGGGUGCUGGCUGGCAUUCUUCUUAAUAUAUUUAGUAAAGAUCAUAAGGAAUCCCUUAAGAGUUUAAAUAUCCAUGGAACAGGCAUACAGGCUCUAGUCUAGAAUGAUUGAGAGUGAACGGAAGCAGUGUGACACCUGGCAUUCCUCUCUGUUCAUGGAGCUUCUUUGAGGCUUGAAGAUUGAUUUUACCAUCUAGACCUCUCUAGCUAAUACCUAUUCUUCAACCACCUUGGUUACUCUGACAUAGGAAUUUACUUCUUUUCCUUGAAUGGAAAACACUUUCAAAAAUAAUAACAAGCAUUAUCAUAAACUAAUAUAUGUGAGAGUACUUAGUUGAAACAGAAAGGAGUUUUAGUAGACAGUAUUAUACUAUCUUUAAAAAUCAAGGAGAACUUAAAAUGUUUACAAACUGCAGUGCAAUCUACUGUUUGUGAAUGUCAGUGUAUUAUCAGGAAACGUGUCUGUACAAUCACAGAGUUGUAUUUCCUCACAAACUCCUUUACUAAGGGUGAAAAUUUUUUUGUACCUCUCAGUUUCAGUUAGGGACAUAUUUUGUACAAUAUUUAUGUGAUUGUGCCUAUGCAUGAUGAAUGAAUGAAUUUCAGUCACACAUUGCCUAAGUCAUAACUUGGUGAUGCUUGGGAAAGAAUCAACCGUUAAAACUUCAUGAAGUUCUAAUGUUUGUGUUCCAAAACAUGUCACCUUAUUAGGAUGUACGGAGCUAUGUACGUGUGCUCCCUGGAGUGGGGAUUUCCUGGUUACGAGAUCUCCAUUUUUAGCAUUUGGCAUCCUCAUGAUACUUUUAUAAAUAUGACAGUAACAGGAGAGCAACAAUACGAUUUUACCGAUGGAAUAACAGAUUUCCCUGCAUUCACUGAAAGGAGUGCAAAUAUCGGGUCCUUGUGACUUCAACUGACUCUUCCAAAUUGUAUGAAUGUAGCAAUGUAUUAGAUAAGCCCAGUUUCAGAAUGAUAAAGAAAAAAUGUUAGACCAAAUGCGACUAAUUAACAGUGGUACAAUUGCUAGCCCGUGGGUUUAAAAUGGACUGAAAUUCCACUCUUUGUGUAGUUAUUUGUCAUAUAUUUAAGAAAAAGCUAAAAAGAAUGGAAAUGGUAUGACAAUAACAUAAGUCUUCAAAGUGCAUUCAGUCUUUUGCGAUACCUCAUUCAGCCAAGUAUUUGUGCUCUUCCUCAUUCAGUGUAAGGCAGCUUUCAAUUUGCUUAGAAGGCAACAUUGGAAGGUUAGAGUUCAUCAGAAACAUAGAAUUUUAAAAUGUGAGUUCAACUGAAUAAAUUUGAAAGUAUUUGAUUAAACCUGAUAGGUUUUCCAGAAAUGGAAAAAACUCAGCUCUAGAACUUUUCUAAGCUGUUUUUUAGAAAAUUUGAAAAUGUAAAUCAGCCCUAUCCAUAAUAUAGUUUCUCUAAAACUUUAUCUUAAAGAGUCAUUUUAAAAUAAUAUAACUAUUAAAAAAUGUAACUGCUAUCUUAAUGUUCUGAAAUAAGUUAAAACAUUUUAAAAUAUGAACACUGUAGUUUAAAAGAACGAAACGGUGGGAAGGAAAAGUAGAGAAAGAAAUGCCAAUUCCAGCCCAAAGCUUUAUUUGCCAAGUUUUCUUAGAAUGAAUUUUACCAAUUUAUGAAUUCUUGUAAACAGAAUUUAUAAUGGAAAUACUGAAAGACUUUUCCCUAAAGUGACAUUGUUGACUGCUGGUGUGAUGCUACUCUAAUGUAAUAAAUGAUUAAAUUGUUGCAAAGUGCU